This is a messenger RNA of Lolium perenne, 2205 nucleotides long. NCBI's taxonomy places the organism in Eukaryota, Viridiplantae, Streptophyta, Magnoliopsida, Poales, Poaceae. The record is from RefSeq and is a predicted model, not a curated record.
AUGGCAGCCGGCGACAAGCAGCCCGCCAAGUCCACGCGCGUUCGCGGCCCCGACCUGGAGCGCAACGUCGGCGGGCAUGCAUCCGCAUCAGGCGGCGACAACCCCAGCCGAGCUGGCCAGAUCCGCCGCAGAGGCCGCGACCUAGGCGCCGAGAUCGACCGCGACGGCGCGAACGCGCCGGCUCCGUCAAUGGAGCUGCCCAUCUACAACACCCCCAACAAGAACAUGCUCGCCGCGCAAGCCGCCGCAGAGGAGCUGCGUGGCCUCGAAGGCGAAGAGUUACGCCGCCAGACCAUGCGGGUGACUGAGUUGCUGAAGGCUGCCAACCGGCAGUCGAAAGACCCCAGGGGGAUGGUGCCCUUCAGCCGGGACGAUCCGCCGCCAGUGAAAUUCGCGCGGCAGUCGGUCGAGGACGGGGACCUGGCGCUGAAACCAGAGGAGGAGGAGCAGGGGGUGGAUGUGCCAACUUCUUCGGCGCCACUUCGCGUGGUGCCCAUAUCGGUGAGGCCGCCUGCAGCUUCUUCGUCUGCACCCAAGGGGCGAAAGUGGACCACCGCCCAGCUCGAGGCGGUGCUCAAGAAGCAGCGCCGGAUGGGCCCGAAGCCGGUCCCGGAAGCAGCCGGGGCCGCGAUCAAGUUUACCAAGGGCGCCGGCUCUGGCCCGGCCCCUGGUGUUGUGUCGCCGCCGCCUCUACAACGGCAAAGGAGGGAGCCGACUCCGCAGCCCCCGCCUCGGGUGCGCACGCCGCCAGCCAUCCCGCCGCCUGCUGCGGGGGCGGGGUCUUCUUCCUCUGCAGCUCUGCCAAGUGCUCCUGGCUCCGGCUCCCAAGGCGAGCCGGCUCACCGCACCGGCCAGCCAUCUAUUGGCGAUCUCUUCCCGCGCUGCCGGCCUGAGGGACCAGCAGCCGGAGCCGGCGGGGCCGCGCCCGAGGUGGUCGUUCUUGACGCGAGCCUAAAGGGCGCGCCUUUGCCACCGGAGUCUUCUGCCCCCACCGGCCAGUCGGGCCUGGCCGUGCCGCCUCCGGCUUCGGAGCCGACGAGGGAGGAGCCGGCUCGUCCGGCCGAUGCGGACGCCAGGGCGCUGGUGAAGGCCAAGGGCCCGGCGCAGGCGCCUCAGGCUCCCCCGCAGCCGCUGGUGAGCCUCCAUGUCUCUCCAGCCGCCUCGCUGCUGAACGUUGUGUUUGCCCCCGACUCCAGCCUUGGCUCUGUCGGCACCAUGGAGAAGGAGUGGCGUGAUGCCGACGUCCACGAGGUGACCAGCCGGGGCAGGAGCAAGGGGAUGGCAUCCAUGGAGAUGUUCUUCUCUGACUUCCGCGCCUUCGCCAAAGCCUCCGCCGCUGAGGCCGACAACCGCCUGAAGCGGGUUGAGCAGGUUAACAAGUCGGUCGUUUACAAACGGACCGAGUUGUACAACCGGCUAGUGGCCAGCUAUCACAAGGCCAAGGUUGAGCGCGCUGACAUGGCCCGUGAGCUGGAGGUUGCCCAGGCUGCUGCUGCCCGAAUCCCUCAGUUGGAGGAGGAUCUCCGAGCCGCCCGCGCGCAGUGCGCCGAGAGUGAGAAGGCGGUAAAGGUGGAUGAUCUCAGCAGGCGGCUGGAUGAGGUGGGCGGGCAGUGCCGGAAGCUUCGAGAGGAGGUGACCUCCAAGUCCGAGGAGCUGACGGCGACGGCCAAGCGCUGGGUGGAGGAGAUCAGCGCGCUCGACCGCGGUUUGGUGGCGGCUUUCCCCGAGGCACAGCAGGCGGCGCUGGAUGCGGCCGGCAAGGCGCGGGAGGCCCGCCGGCAAGCUACCGGCGAGACGAGCUCGCCGCACUUCUCCAUGGACGACUAUCUGGCUUCCAUGGCCGCCCGCGUCGAGCCGAUCACCAUGCUAGGCUACGAGCUUCGGCAGUGGCUCGAGAACGCGCCCGACCGUCUGCUCGACUGGAAGGAGUCGGCUGCGCGCGCUGGGGCUAACAUGGCCCUCUCCUUCGUGGUCUCCUGGUACGACGAGGUGGACCUCAACCAGCUGGAGAACCGGCGGGCCAGCGUGGAGGAUUUGCUCAGAGCGGAGACCAAAACCCGCCGGCUUGCUUGGGCUUGCGCCAUCGCCGACUUCAUCAACAAGGGCAUCUUUGUUGAGGACCCGAAUCCACCUGAAGAGGAGGAGGAGGCCGAAGACGAGGACGUGGCGGACGCAGAGGAUGCACCAGAAGCGGACCCGAUGUAG